Nothoprocta perdicaria is the source of this 2017-nucleotide messenger RNA. It is a transcript of the gene FKBP9, whose product is annotated as FK506 binding protein 9. The transcript has 10 exons. Bases 221 to 1660 code for a protein of 479 amino acids. Gene Ontology annotation, molecular function: peptidyl-prolyl cis-trans isomerase activity; calcium ion binding. The record is from RefSeq and is a predicted model, not a curated record. Lineage: Eukaryota; Metazoa; Chordata; Aves; Tinamiformes; Tinamidae.
CAGCGUGGCAGAGAACAACCCUGAGCUGCUCCUUCCGCACGAGGCCCAAGGGAGUAAAAAGAAAGUAACAGACACCGGGCGGGUGCCAGCUCUGAGCCCGCAUCUGCUUGGGACACCCAGCUCCAACGUGGCAUUUAUUGGGUCCCCACGGAGCAUCCAAAGCUAUGACCGGGGCUCCACGUUCAACGUGUUCGUGGGCAAGGGGCAGCUCAUUGCGGGCAUGGACAAGGCGCUGCUCGGCAUGUGCGUCAACGAGCGGCGCUUCGUGCAGAUCCCCCCCGGGCUCGCCUACGGCAGCGAGGGCGUGGCCGGCGUGAUCCCGCCCGACGCCGUGCUCCACUUUGACGUGCUCCUCGUCGACCUGUGGAAUUCCGAGGACCAAGUGCAGGUUGAGACCUACUUCAGACCCGAGGCCUGUCCUCGCACGGUGCAGGUGUCCGACUUCGUGCGCUACCACUACAACGGGACCUUCCUGGACGGCACCCUCUUUGAUUCCAGCCAUAAUCGGAUGCGAACUUACGAUACCUAUGUUGGAAUUGGGUGGCUCAUUCCCGGUAUGGACCAGGGUCUCUUGGGAAUGUGCGUAGGGGAGAAGCGCAUUAUCACAAUACCACCUUUCCUGGCCUAUGGAGAAGAAGGAGACGGUAAGGAGAUCCCUGCGCAGGCCUCCCUGGUGUUCGACGUGGCCCUGCUGGACCUGCACAACCCCAAGGACGGCGUGGCCGUGGAGCAGCAGCUCGUGCCGGAGCGCUGCGAGCGGCGCAGCCGCCCCGGAGACUUCGUGCGCUACCACUACAAUGGCUCCCUGCUGGACGGCACCCUCUUCGAUUCCAGCUACGCGCGCAACCGGACGUACGACACCUACGUGGGCAAGGGCUACGUGAUUCCCGGCAUGGACGAGGGCCUGCUGGGCGUCUGCAUUGGCGAAAGGAGGCGGAUAACGAUCCCCCCUCAUCUUGGAUAUGGGGAAGAAGGAAGCGGCAAGAUCCCGGGCUCUGCGGUGCUGAUCUUCGACAUCCACGUGGUCGACUUCCACAACCCUGCGGACUCGGUGGGCAUCACCGUCAAGCACAAGCCGGCCAACUGCAGCGUGCUGAGCAAGAAGGGCGAUUACCUCAAGUACCACUACAACGCGUCGCUGCUGGACGGCACCCUGCUGGACUCCACGCUGAGCCUUGGCAAGACCUACAACAUCGUGCUGGGCUCGGGGCAGGUGGUGCUGGGCAUGGACAUGGGGCUGCAGGCCAUGUGCGUGGGCGAGCGGCGCACGCUCGUCAUCCCGCCCCACCUGGGCUACGGAGAGGAGGGCGUCGAAGGGGAAGUGCCUGGAAGCGCCGUCCUGGUGUUCGACAUCGAGCUGCUGGAGCUGGUGUCCGGCCUGCCCGAGGGCUACAUGUUUGUGUGGAACGGCGAGGUCUCCCCCAACCUCUUUGAGGAGAUCGACCAGAAUCACGAUGGAGAGGUUCUUCUGGACGAGUUUUCAGAGUACAUUCAAGCCCAAGUGGAUUCCGGCAAAGGGAAACUAGCCCCGGGUUUCGAUUUUGAGAAGAUUGUCAGGAACAUGUUCAGCAACCAGGACCGGGACGGAAACGGGAAAGUCACAGCCCAAGAAUUCAAGCUGAAAGACCAAGAGGCCAAAGAGCAACACGACGAACUGUGAAGCCAGGAGAGGAGCUUCCCGAGCCGAGGGGCCGCUGGGCUGCGCGUGUCCCCGGAGGUUGGAGCGAGCGUCUCGGCGAGGCGCGAGACGUCCCGUAGGAGCCAAAAUGGGAAGAGAUUUCCAUUGGGCUUCUUAGGUAGGAAUGUCACCAAAAAAGAAAAAGAAAUAACCCCAAACUAAAAAGAAAACCAAAAAAAAAAAACCAAAACAAAAAACCACCCUGGUGUUAAGUGCCUCAAGAUGGGAUUUAUAAAUGGAUUUAUAAACUGAUGGAGUCUUGCCAGCGUGGGCUUGUGAACCAUGUGGUGUAUUUUUGUACUGGGAAUCGGCGGGUGUCACUGGGCGCCACGCGGUCAC